Molecule: messenger RNA, 597 nt
Organism: Electrophorus electricus (electric eel)
Lineage: Eukaryota; Metazoa; Chordata; Actinopteri; Gymnotiformes; Gymnotidae
Gene: urm1
Product: ubiquitin related modifier 1
Biological process (GO): tRNA thio-modification
Cellular component (GO): cytoplasm
Source: RefSeq, a predicted model, not a curated record
CCCACUAGAAGGAAACUGCAAUAGGAUUUGCUCAAGAAGCCCUUACUUCCUGUGACGUAGUAUGAUUACUUCCUGUUCGCAAGGCAGCAUCAUGGCGGUGCCCAUCGCGAUACAUCUGGAGUUCGGAGGAGGAGCUGAACUCCUGUUUGAUGGAGUCAAGGACCACCAUGUGACACUGCCCAGCCAAUCAGAACCCUGGGACAUGAAGCAGCUGCUGGUCUGGAUACGAGGGAACCUACUGAAGGAGAGGCCUGAGCUGUUUGUGCAGGGUGACUCCGUGAGACCUGGUAUUCUCGUACUGAUCAAUGACGCAGACUGGGAGCUGAUGUUGGUUGGCAGAUUCUUCUCCAUUCAUCUGGGUGAGCUGGAGUACCAGCUGCAGGACCAGGACAACGUAGUGUUCAUUUCCACACUUCAUGGAGGUUAACCGUCUCCAAAGGAUGCUAAGCUCACACAUGCGUAUGACUUUACGCUCUACACACUGCUCCAUCUAACCCAAUCCUACAAGCCGAUCUUGACUUGUUCUGAAUUUUAACCCAAUGGUAUGGAACUUUGCUGGAGUGUGGUUUCGACCCCGAACAGCUUCCACUUUAACCC